AUGGGCAUAGGAGUGUUGGGUCUAAUCCCAGUUUCAUCCCCAGACAGUCUACGGAAAGUACUUGAAACACUUUCGGGAAAAUGGGGAGAUGUAGUUGAAGAUCUCGAGAGGAUUCAGGUGCAACCCAUGAAAGGCGCAAUGACUAACCAAGUUUUCAUGGUGAAUUGGCCCACUAAGGAUAACCAUUUUCAACACAUGAAGCUUCUUGUUCGAGUUUAUGGCCACGGAGUUGAUCUGUUCUUCGACAAGAAAGACGAGAUUCGUACGUUCGAGGGUCACAGUCCUAGACUCCUUGGUCGGAUCGAGGAGUUUAUCAAUGCUCGGACUCUAUCUAUCGAUGAUUUACGUGAUCCAGAAGUAUCUGCUCUUGUUGCGGCUAAGCUUAGAGAAUUUCAUGGCAUAAACGUUCCUGGUAAUGGAAAUGUGCUCCUUUGGGAUAGAAUGAUGAAUUGGCUAGAACAAGCCAUGAGUCUGUGUACACCUGAAGAUUCAGCAGAGUUUGGUCUAGAGAACAUUGAAACAGAGAUCAACUUUCUGGAAUAUAACCUAAAGUAUGAGUAUAAACAGCAGGAGAUUGGGUUUUGUCAUAAUAAUUUGCAGUAUGGUAACAUCAUGAUUGACGAAAUUACCAGUGACAUUACAAUCAUUGACUACGAGUACGCGAGCUAUAACCCAGUUGCAUAUGACAUAGCAAAUCACUUCUGUGAAAUGGCGGCAAAUUACCAUUCUGACACUCCCCAUAUCUUGGAUUACACUCUAUACCCAGGAAAAGAAGAACGGGUGAGAUUUAUUCAUAACUAUCUCAGAUCUUCAGGGGAGGAUCCUAGAGAAGAAGAGAUAAAACAGCUCUUGGAAGAUGCUGAGAAGUACACAUUGGCAAGCCAUCUCUUCUGGGGAUUAUGGGGAAUCAUCUCUGGACAUGUGAAAAAGAUCGAUUUCGAUUAUGCUGAGUACUCAAGACAGAGGUUUAAACAGUUCUGUCUACGAGAACCCCAGCUCUUGCGAUCCUUUUCUUGGAAAGUCAAGCUUAGAAGUUGGAACCCUAUUGAACCUGGUGUAAGCACCAAGUUGUCAAGGGCUUAA
This is a messenger RNA of Eruca vesicaria subsp. sativa (arugula), 1083 nucleotides long. Lineage: Eukaryota; Viridiplantae; Streptophyta; Magnoliopsida; Brassicales; Brassicaceae. The record is from the annotation of a GenBank genome assembly.